CUUUCAAUUGAAGUGUUAUCGUUUGUGUUUGGUUCAAAUUCACACAUUGGUUAUUUUGUUCUUGUGUCUUGUACACGCUUGCGUUUUUCAUUUCUUUAAUUUUUCGACUAACUAACUGAUAAAGUGUCUUCAGUCUCUAGUCUCUGUCUGACCCUGAUGUAACUUUAAACCCUUGUUUUAUAAUUAAAACAUCUGACCGACAUUGUUGUUGGUUCAUAUUGACUUGGAUAAAAGAGUGCAGUUUUAAAAAUUUCUCUCCAUGGGUGUUAUCACAUUUUCUAUACUUCUAUGAAUUUAAUUAAAAUUAAUAGUUUCUCGCUUUAGGUCAUUUUACAUAUUUCUUUAGAACUUUUUCCGAAUCUUAGCAUUAUGGAUGUCUUUACUUUGAUUGGUCUAUUUGUCAUUUUAUAUCUCUUCAUCUAUUUACUCGUCCUAUCUUUUGCUGACUGUGAUUUUGGGCUGGCUUUUGCUGAAACGUUCGGGCAGAAAAUAGGUGUGUUGAGAGGUAAAGUAGUCUGGAUAACAGGAGCAUCAAGUGGCAUCGGUGCCAGUUUAGCUGAAGCCCUCGCUGCCAAUGGGGCCAAACUGGUACUAUCCGCUAGGAAUGCUGGGAACCUGAGCAAAAUCAAACAAAAAUGUAUUGCUGCAGGAUUGGCAGCCACGGAUGUACUCAUCCUUCCCAUGGAUAUGCUGGAAGUUCACAAACACGAACAGUAUUUUCAACAAGUUAUCGCCCAUUUUGGUCAGUUGGACGUUCUAGUCAACAAUGCCGGCAGAUCCCAGAGAGCAGUCUGGGAGAACAUAGCCAUCUCAGUAGACAGAGACAUCUUUGAGCUCAACGUGUUCAGUGUGAUCUCACUGUCUCGGCUGGCUGUGCGCUACUUCAAUGAGAAGGGCGGGGGCCACUUGGUGGUCAUGUCUAGUCUGGCGGGGGUAGUGGGGGCCCCCUACUCCGGCUCUUACACAGGCACCAAGCACGCCAUCAUGGGUUACUUUGAGUCACUUCGCCUAGAGAGGAUGGGGCAACGAGGACCUGAGGGACAACUGGCGAUUACGUUGUUGUGUCCGGGACCUGUCUUCAGCAACGUGCUUAGCGAGAGCUUCACAGACAUGCCAGGACAGAAGUUUAACCAGCAGCAGGAGCCGACAGAUAAGCGAAUGACGACGCAACGCUGCGCCAAGCUGUGUGCGAUCGCCAUAGCCAACCGUCUGGACGAGGCUUGGAUGGGCUUGUUUCCUGUGGUGCCUCUGUGCUAUGUCCUGCGCUACUACCCUUAUCUGGCUAAAAAAUUAUCUCAGGUCAUGUCUGGCCAAUAUCUGCAGAAAAUAAGAGACAGUAGGGUAACUGUCAAGGACCAAAACAAGACAGAUUAAAAUUUGAACGGUUUAUGCAAGUGACGAAAUUCAGCUACUUUCAGAAGUUGAGAGAUGGUCGAACAACUGUCGAAGUUUAAGGAGCACUAGUUUAAUCCAUAAACCAUUAGUCAUAUUGCUAAUUUCUUGCUUGAUGGCAUGGGGUUGGACUGCCCAAUUGAAGGAUGUCUUUAAUGUAUUGAACACUGUGUUAGUGGUAGCAGCUAGACAUUUUAUACUGUAUACAAUAAUUGUUGCUUGAAAUAUUUAACUUUCAAUCAAAGGCUUGUUUAAGUUUUAAAAUUGGUCGUUUGGAUCACAAGAUGAAGAAUGUGCUUGGAUUUAGUAAAGCCGUGUUUUACAGUGCAAGACAGUUUUAUUUUUUGGUUGUUUUAUUCAAAAAUGUUUUUGGAAAUAGAAAGAACAGUAAUGUAUCUUUUAAAAGCUCAAAGUUACUGUUAAUGAAACAGGAAUAUAUGAAUAUAUAUUUUUUGUGUACCUUUAAACCGUAUACACUUUGCUAUGAUUGGUCGUAAACUUUAUCCUACAAGAGAGGUUUUUAAGACUUAAAGCUAGAACAUUCCGUCCUGAAGAGUGGUUGUAUUUUAUUUUCCAUAUCUUAAACCUAGCAUUUUAUCCCAAAUCGUGUUCAGGGUACCUACUUAUACGUUAACUUGUUAAAACCCUAUUUAGUCUUAAGAAAAGCCUUUGUUCAAGGCAUCUAGUUAUUUUUAUUUGUUUAACAGUUGUUUAGUUUAGUGCCAAAGUUAUCACUUUUAGCUUUAUGUUUGUUAUGUUAUGUUAUAUUAAUAAAAUAAACAUUUUUGAACUUUGAA
Messenger RNA from Macrosteles quadrilineatus (aster leafhopper), 2189 nucleotides. Its product is annotated as dehydrogenase/reductase SDR family member 7-like. The transcript has 8 exons. Bases 370 to 1374 code for a protein of 334 amino acids. Gene Ontology annotation, molecular function: oxidoreductase activity. The record is from RefSeq and is a predicted model, not a curated record. NCBI's taxonomy places the organism in Eukaryota, Metazoa, Arthropoda, Insecta, Hemiptera, Cicadellidae.